Messenger RNA from Aspergillus brunneoviolaceus CBS 621.78, 636 nucleotides. RefSeq lists its product as uncharacterized. The coding region runs from base 1 to 636 and encodes 211 amino acids. Lineage: Eukaryota; Fungi; Ascomycota; Eurotiomycetes; Eurotiales; Aspergillaceae. The record is from RefSeq and is a predicted model, not a curated record. The transcript is spliced from 2 exons.
AUGUUCCGACGCCCACGCCAGAACCGCCACAACCUCUCCCUGCGCCUGAGCAAGAUCCUCCAACCGAUCCCCGUGAUUCCCUGGAGCGCACUCGCGAUGUGGUAUCUGGGCGUUCCCGUCGGAGUUGGGGCCCCCAUGAUCGUAGUCCAGGACGCCGACUACCCCACCGCGCAAUCCCGCCUAGCGAAGGACGGGUUUACACGAAGCGUGCCCAACCGCAACCCCCACCCCGCCAUCAUAGCGCGCCACCCCAACCCCCAGCAGAUGCUGGCCGAGAUCAACGCCUACUACCACCGCGUGGAUCGCUCGUGCGCCGUGUUCGAUUAUCCGGACGACGACCCAAAGGACAAGGACAUGCAGCUGUACCUGUUUCCGAACUCGUUCGCGCAGGUUUUUGAUGGUUGGCAGUGGCAGGAGGCUCCCCGUGAUGAGACAGGUGCGACGGUAGCAGCAGCAGCAGCACAGCGAUACGAGAGCUACGGUAACCUACACUACGCGCUGGAGCGAGCGCUGGUGGAGAGCGUUGUCCGGGCGGCGGUUGAGGAGGAAUCCGCCACGGGCUUUUCGGCGUGGGGCAAGGACCUGCGGUACUGGGUGGCGAUGAUGAAUGGGUGGGUAUUUGGAGGUGAACAAUGA